CUCCGGAGCUCGAGCACGUUCCGUCUCCAGCGCUGCUCCUCCGGGAUAAUGUGCGUGAGCUCCCGCUAGCCUCGACCACCUGCGCACCAGCUCCCGUGUUCCGCAAAAACUACCGUCGGUGUGGUCGCUUACAACCCGGGGAUGGGGAUGUUCUCUCCGGCGGGCACCGCGUCCCUCGCCGCGGUGACUUUGGCGCUGCUCGCCGUCGUCCUCUGCUCGUCUCCGGUCAGUGCAAAUGAAGACUGCCUGUGGUACGUGGAUAAAAACGGCACCUGGCACAACGGCUUCGACUGCCCGCUCAUCACGUUCUGCUGUGGGAACUGUCACCGGCGCUACUGCUGCCUGGACGCCUUCAAGAUGAUCACAGAGAGGGAGCAGAAGCGCUGCAUGCUCUUCCAGUUCAGCCCCACCACUUUAGCUGGCAUCGCCUCCUCCAUCCUCCUGUUUGUGGCCGUCAUUGCCACGAUGGUGUGCUGCUUCAUGUGCUCGUGCUGUUACCUCUACCAGAGAAGGCAGCAGAGGGGCAGGACACCUUAUGAUGUCCAGCAGAUCCCCAUGGCCAGCUACCCACUGGAGCCCAUGUACGACGCCUAUGGAAAACCACUGGGACCCUCUGAGUAUCCGCAUGCAGGUUAUCCGAUGCAGGUCAUGUACCCUGGCAUGCCCCCCCAGUAUCCGAUGAUGCAUCCUGGACCGUAUCCACAGCACCUAAUGGAUCCUGCUUACAGCCAGGCUCCUCCACCGUACUCUCCCCCUCAGUAUCCUGGUCAUUGAUGAGCUCAUCUCCAGAAACACACAGUGGGAAAUAACAGCAGCUGAGAGAAAUGACUGUUUUCAAGAGGAGAAGGAAGCAACACACAAACACACAAGAACACACAAGAACACACGCACACACACAUGGAAUCACUCAAACAAACAUUACAGCUUGACUAGCAGUGCUUAGCCUGUGAAAGAGAAAGAAAAAGGAGGCACUUUAAGAGUUUUUUUUUUUUUCUGUCCUACUUUUCUGGAAUAUUUAUGUAAAUCGAAGUAAGCACGCCGCUCCCCAAAAGCGAUGAGGUAUCUCGACUCUAUGCUGCCACCUCUGGUCACCUCAGUGGUGUUAUCUAAAUUACAUUACAGAAGAGGGUUACAAAGGGAUUUAAAACAAUGGUAAUGCGCGCCCUUUUUAUUUAUCACAGUGAGAAAUGCUUUACUUUCUUGCUUUUAUUCAAUUUGAAUAGAUUGGACCGGUAACUGCCCCAAGACGACAUUCCAUGUCAUCUCGGUCACUAAUGCGCAUUCUCCAAAUACGAGUACACGAUGUCUUCAUACCUACUUCAUCUGUAAUGUGGUAGAGGCUAAUGUGAAAAUAAAUGGGAAAUAAGGGAAGUGUGUAUGAUGUGAAACGUCACAUGUUUGGUUAAAGGCAUAUAUGAUGUGAUACAGAUGUUUUGGUUCUCCCAGUUCUGUGAAAACGCCUUUAGUCACAUGUUAGAUUCAUCUGUCUCUUCUUCUUCUUUAUAUCUGACUCAGCUGAAUACUUCAUGAUAAUAUAUUAGCUGCACCACUCUAGGUAUUGUAACAUCUUAACAUCAGCAUGCUACCCAUUCGAAAUUAUCUUUUUAAAUGUUAUCUGUCUCCUCCUGCUUCUUAGAAAUUAUUCUGAGCAUUGACCUGAUAAAUGCAGGUAGUACGAUUACAAAGGUUUUUGUUUUUUCUUGUAACAUAUCAGGUCAAGGGUCGUGCUGCUUCAAUAAAGACAAAAUGUCCGGCCUUACAAUAACUAACCGUGAAGGGGAAAAAAAGAGAUUAACUAUUUAAAUACAUAUUUUGUAAAUCUGUUCUUCAGCUUAAUAUUUUAGGAAAUGUUAAAGUUAAUUUGAAUCAAUGUAUUGUUACUGUAACAUGAGAUAUGACGUUUUGGCAUCUUUCCAUUUGGUUUUUAUUAAUCAUCAAAGUUUCCUUGUAAUGUGAAUGGGUUUUCAAUUUCUGGACUAAGCUGCGAAGCCAAAAAUCUCUACUGUCGAGAAAAGUGGAUUUUGUUAUUCACCUUUUUAAAGGUUUGACAUUUUGGGAAACGUACAUAGUUCCUGUCUUGUCAAGAGUCUGAUGACGAGACUGAUGAGACUCAUGUUGAAGCGUAAGAAGAUCUUUUAGUAAAGAGUUAAAAUUGUAAAGUAAAAGUAGUAUAAUGUAGUAGAAGUACACAAAAGUAAUUCUGUAUUUAUAGGACACUGGUGUUCACACAUUCUGAUAAGUAAAAUCAGAUGAAUAGUCAAAAUAAUCUGCUUUUGUUGUGUUACUUAUUCACAAGAGUUCUUUACAAAAUGAAAAUACUCUAAAACAGAUUUAAUAGUAGCCUAAUAAUAUGAAUUCACCCCAUGAUUUAUGACCCCAUCAGCUCUGCUAUUACAAACUUAUUUUGUGAUAGUGCCACACCUGUAUAGUGCAGAUAGGAGAAUGCAGAUAUUUGUGAAUUUCCCAAAAUGUCAAACCAUUCCCUGAGUUUAUUUUUUUUAUUUUUUACAGAUUUGGGCUCCAGUGAGGUCAGGGCCUGAACCUGUAAAUGAAUUCAUCUGUUAUUGGGUCUAGUUUAGCAUCUUGUGCAGACAACAACAGCCCUGUGCCCUCGUAACAUGUAUGAACUGUAGAAUAUGACGUCUCUAGCAUGUGUUGUACAUGUGUUUGACUACUUAUACGUUAUGCCUGGAUUAUCUUUACUUUUGGUGUAAUGUCUCCCAACAUUUAAGUCAAACAAGGCACAUAUUUAUAAAAACGUGCUGACUGGAGAA
This is a messenger RNA of Limanda limanda (common dab), 2774 nucleotides long. It is a transcript of the gene shisa4, whose product is annotated as shisa family member 4. Bases 142 to 774 code for a protein of 210 amino acids. Lineage: Eukaryota; Metazoa; Chordata; Actinopteri; Pleuronectiformes; Pleuronectidae. The record is from RefSeq and is a predicted model, not a curated record. The transcript has 5 exons.